AUGCAGACUCGUCUCACCUACCUCAGACAUUAUCUCGGAGUAGCCCUUAUCCUGAUGUGUGCCUCGCCCGACACCAUUCGUGAGAUCAUGCUGGCAGCGCUCGAUCUCAACAUGGUAGGAAGCGGAGAAUACGUCUUUUUCUCUGUGGAGCUCUUCACAAGCCGCAACGACAGCCGGAAGCCGUGGUACCGCGAGGCAGACUCCCCGGACAAGAACGCGCUGGCCCAGAGGGCCUACGAGGCCCUGCUCACGGUCACCGCCAGGACUCCCGAGACCGAGGACUUCCGCAACUUCUCCAGGGAGGUGAAGCAGCUGGCCAUCGACAAAUUCAACUUCUCCUUCGGCAACGAAGAGGUAAAUAACUUCGUGGCAGCAUUCCACGAGGCGGUCAUCCUCUACUCCAUCGCCCUGAACGAAACGCUGAGUGAGGGUGGCAGCAUCGUCAACGGCUCCGAAAUUACUCGGAGAAUGUGGAACCGGACAUUCACGGGAAUCACGGGCACGGUGAGGAUCAACGAGAACGGGGACCGAGACGCCGACUACUCGAUCCUCGACAUGGAUCCGGUUACCAAGGAAUUCCAAGUGGUGGCCAACUACUUCGGCGUAAACAAGAGCUUCAGCGACGUCCCAGGUCGUAUGAUCCACUGGCCCGGAGGGAAGCGACUGCCUCCACCGGACACGCCGAGGUGCGGAUUCGACGGCUCAAAGUGCCCCGACGAAGAACUUCCAAAGUAUGCAAUCGUGAGCGGCGUCCUCAGCGGCUUGGUUGUCAUCCUUUGCGUCGUAUUCUUCUUCAUCUACAGGCACUUCAGACUGGAAGCAGAACUGGCCUCCAUGACGUGGAAAAUCAGAUGGGAAGAGAUCUCCAUCUCGGCUCCCGGCUUUGGGUCUCGAUUGAGCCUGACGAGAGCCAGCCUCGCCAGCUCCAACUCAUCAGAGGCCAUGUUCUUUGGAGAUGGGCGUCGUCAAAUGUUCAUUGGCACAGGACUUUACAAGGGAAUGGUGGUUGCCAUCCGGCCGUUCAACAAGAUGAAGCUUGAAGUCACAAGGUCUUUACUCGUAGAAUUGAAAAACAUGAAAGAUCUACAACACGACCACAUCGUGCGUUUCCUCGGUGUUUGUGAGGAUUCUCCUCACUGCUGUCUCGUCACAGAAUAUUGUCCAAGGGGAAGCUUGCAGGAUAUUCUCGAAAAUGAUGAAAUCAAGUUGGACUGGAUGUUUCGCUACUCGUUGAUGCACGAUAUUGUAAAGGGAAUGGCGUACCUACACAGCAGUGUCCUCCACAGUCACGGGAACCUCAAAUCUUCCAACUGCGUGGUGGACAGUCGCUUCGUGCUCAAAAUCACCGACUUUGGCCUCCACUGCCUGCGCUCCAGCGACAACAACGAAAACCACGACUCCUACGCGUACUGGAGACGUAUGCUGUGGACGGCACCCGAGCUGCAACGGGCCUGCGACGCUCCUUCAGCCGGCACGCAAAAAGGUGACGUCUACUCGUUCGCCAUCAUCGCCCACGAGAUUGUCCUCAGGCAGGGACCUUUCUUUCUUGGACCGCUCGAUCUCUGCCCUAAAGAAAUUGUUGAAAAUGUCCGGAAGGAGCACAAGGUUCCAUUCCGACCUCUUCUCGAAGAAGACUGCUGCAGCGAGGAAGUAGCUCAAAUGAUUCGCAGAUGUUGGUCCGAAGAUCCAGCUGAAAGACCGGACUUUCACUCUCUCAAGCCUCUUAUUCGGAGGUUCAACAAGGAGCGGCAGGGCGUAAACAUUUUGGAUAACCUGCUGUCGCGGAUGGAGCAGUACGCCAACAACCUGGAAAAACUCGUCGAGGAGCGGACGGCCAGUUACCUCGAAGAGAAGCGGAAAGCAGAGGACCUUCUCUACCAACUGCUGCCCAGAUCCGUUGCAAGCCAGCUGAUCAAAGGUCAGUCGGUGACCGCAGAGUCAUACGACAGCGUUACAAUCUACUUCAGUGAUAUUGUGGGCUUCACGUCGUUGUCGGCCCAGAGCACACCAAUGCAGGUCGUCGAUUUAUUGAACGACCUGUACACCUGCUUUGAUUCCAUCAUCGAGAACUAUGAUGUUUACAAGGUGGAGACGAUCGGCGACGCGUACAUGGUGUCGUCAGGACUUCCGGUACGCAACGGAAUGCUGCAUGCUCGAGAGAUCGCCCGCAUGUCUCUGGCAUUGCUGCGAGCUGUACGCUGUUUUAGCAUACGUCAUCGGCCCCUGGAACAGCUUAAGCUACGCAUCGGGAUCCACACAGGUCCCUGUGCUGCCGGAAUUGUAGGUCUCAAAAUGCCCAGGUACUGUCUGUUCGGUGACACCGUUAAUACUGCCUCGAGGAUGGAAUCUAAUGGGCAGCCGCUCAAAAUCCACGUAAGCACAGCUACCAAAGAAGCCCUAGAGAGGUUCAAGACAUUCCAACUUGAACUGCGUGGAGACAUUGAAUUAAAGGGCAAGGGGUUAAUGACCACGUACUGGCUUCUGGAGGAGACGCCGGAGACCAUUUCCCCAGAUGAAGAUGGCCACCCCAAAGAAACCAAAGUCUGA
Ixodes scapularis (black-legged tick) is the source of this 2547-nucleotide messenger RNA. Its product is annotated as atrial natriuretic peptide receptor 1. The coding region runs from base 1 to 2547 and encodes 848 amino acids. Gene Ontology annotation, molecular function: guanylate cyclase activity; ATP binding; protein kinase activity. NCBI's taxonomy places the organism in Eukaryota, Metazoa, Arthropoda, Arachnida, Ixodida, Ixodidae. Gene Ontology annotation, biological process: cGMP biosynthetic process; protein phosphorylation; intracellular signal transduction. The transcript is spliced from 22 exons. The record is from RefSeq and is a predicted model, not a curated record. Gene Ontology annotation, cellular component: membrane.